This is a messenger RNA of Sceloporus undulatus (fence lizard), 2485 nucleotides long. RefSeq names its product DDB1 and CUL4 associated factor 4 (gene DCAF4). Gene Ontology annotation, molecular function: protein binding. Gene Ontology annotation, cellular component: Cul4-RING E3 ubiquitin ligase complex. The transcript has 14 exons. The coding region runs from base 303 to 1871 and encodes 522 amino acids. Lineage: Eukaryota; Metazoa; Chordata; Lepidosauria; Squamata; Phrynosomatidae. The record is from RefSeq and is a predicted model, not a curated record.
UGAGAGAGGGAGGAAGAAGGAAAGAGGAAAGGCGUGGCCUCUGGGCCUCAGUGAGCGAAGGGGAAGGGAGCAGUCUUCGGCGCUGCUUAGCGAGAGCUCUAUUGGUGGAAAACAUACUACUUCACAUGAUUGGCGUCUCCGUUGUCCAAUGAAAAGGCCAGCAGUGUUUGGAACGGAACCUCAGGCACCAAUGAGCGAGCGAGGGAGGAAGAAGGAAAGGCGUGGAGUGAGUGCUGCUGGGCCUCAGUGAGCGAAGGGAAGGGGUCUUCUUCUUCGUCAGAGCUGCUCAGCGGGAGCUCGGAAUGAAGAGAAACAACUGGCGAGGCAGAGAAAAAUGUGUCCGGAGCAAUCGCAGGCAAACCUAUAAUACCCAGCCAUACAGGGCACUCCACCACUGGAGUUAUACAGAAAGAUAUGAACAAGAAGAAAGACAAAACUCACAGAACCCGGGUACAAGCCAAACUGAAUCCCCCUCUACAUCUUCUAGUAUGUGCCAGAACUCUCCAGCGCCUGAAUUACCGGGUUUUUAUUAUGAUCCUGAAAAGAAUCGUUAUUUCCGCUUACUUCCUGGGCAUAACAACUGCAAUCCCCUCACCAGGGAAAGCAUUCAGCACAGAGAAAUGGAAUAUCAGAGGCUGAAACUCCUAGAAGAGGAAAAGAAAUGUAUAAAAAAAACAUCCAGAUGUGGACUGAACUCUUCCAUUGUCUUACGCAAGAGGCAGUUAGGUUUGUUCAGCUCAAUCAACUAUUGCAGGUUGAUUCAUGAAUUAAAGGUGAAUUGUAUGCAGAGAAGAAAAUUAGAAAUUGAGAGCCCAGAUUCUACAGUUUCUGGAAACAACUAUUUUAAACUGAUAGCAGCAGACACUGCUUAUGAAAGAAUAUUUACUGUGAAUGAUGUAGAGCAUGGAGGAUGUAAAUAUGGUAUUAUCAACCUUAGUGGCUUGGGGAAGGAUUCUCUUACUGUGGAGAUGUAUGACAACCUUUAUUUUACAAACCGCAAGGUGAAUUCUGUUUGUUGGGCAUCACUAAGUCAUCCAGAUUCCCAUGUUCUGCUGUGCCUCAUGGGCAUUGCAGAAACUCUAGGCUGUGCCAGUUUGCUCCCAGCAUCCUUAUUUAGCAACUCUAACACAGGAGAUCAACCAGGAAUGUUGUGCAGCUUUAAAAUCCCCACAGCCUGGUCCUGUGCCUGGUGUUUGAAUCCUCAAGCUGACAACUGCUUUAGCACUGGUUUAAGUCGACAGGUACUUGUGACCAAUACAGUGACUGGUCAUCGGCAGACAUUUGGUACCAGUAGUGAUGUCCUAGCACAGCAGUUUGCCACUCAGACUCCAAUGCUCUAUAAUGGCUGCCGUUCAGGGGAGAUUUUCAGCAUUGAUGUCCGUCAGCGUUCUCAUAAAGGGCAGAGAUGGAAGGCCAUCCGUCUUUUCCAUCACUCAGCAGUCACAUCUGUUAAUGUUCUAAAAAAUGAGCACUACCUCAUGGCUGCAGAUAUGGAAGGCAAGGUAAAACUCUGGGAUCUGAGAAAACUAAAAUGUGUGAAAGAAUAUAGAGGCCAUCACAAUGAACAUACCAUUCUUCCUUUGCACAUUAAUGAAGAAGAGGGAUUUCUUACAGCAGUGGGUCAAGACUGUUAUACACGAAUUUGGAGUCUGCAAGAUGCCCGAUUGCUACGGACGAUCCCUUCUCCACAUCCAUCUUCCACCGACUCCAUCCCAAGUGUAGUGUUCUCAUCUCGGCUUGGAGGCACCCGAGGGGUUCCUGGGUUGCUUAUGGCCGUCAGGCAGGAUCUGUACUAUUUUUCAUAUAAAUCGGAUGACCCAUAUUGCUUAGAUACCAAAGACAUGGACCAUUCCAUCCUACUUAGUGACUGAAACUAACAAUAUGAUGGGGAUUUAAAUUAUUAUUGUAUUGACAUGACUUGUUGUUCUUCUCAUCCAUUAACAUUUUGGAGCUUCAUAGUAAUCCCAAGAACAUUUUUCUUUUCUAUAUUUUUUAUGAAGCAUUGAAAAUAAAUUCAAAAGUGAUUAUAUUUUGCUUUUUCCAAGCAUGACUGGUUCAUUCUUUAUGUAUGGGUGUUUGUAAGUAUGUAUAUUAGAAAUGAAUGAUUGUGGAGGGAUAGGAGGCUGCAUUCAUCCCUCGGGACCAUGGAGAGUUGCACCCAUCAAGCAAAACAAAAAUAUCCCCCCUCCCCCCAAUGCCUUUACCAUGUUUUUAGGCCCAAGAAAGGAAACAACUAGAGAGUAACUUCCUCUUUCUUACGUUCCUUUCUUUUCUUUUCCGGGAUGGGGAAGUCUCCUCUGGGGGACUUCGAAAUAUGGUGAAAUUUCCUCCCACACCUAGAGGGCAUUUUGGGAGCAAAUAAAAUUGUAGCCCUGUAGGUUGCACUUUGCCCACUUCUGGUGUAUAUAAUCAGUUGCAGAUUUGAAACUCACAACAGAACUUUUCCAGUACACGUUGAAUAAACUUUAUCCAAAAUGUUUGGGAA